AUGUAUGAUUUUCUUGGAUUUUUAGAAAUUUCAAGUUAUUCAUCUGACUGGAGCCGUCAUAUUUCUGGUUCUGAUCCAUGCCAAUGGGAUGGUGUAAGUUGCAGUGAAAAUGGGGGUGGUGAUGUUGUAGAACUCCACUUCGCUGGUUUUGAGUUUAGUAAUAGCAUUUUGCAAAGUAUAUAUAAGUUACCAGCACUUCAAGUUCUUGACCUCUAUGAUACCCUUCUUGCCGGUGAGAUUCCCCAAGUGUUUACUCAAUGCACCAAUUUGAUUUCGAUUAACCUCACUCUCAAUCACCUAACAGGCCCAAUCCCUGGGAGUAUUGGUAACCUUGCCAAUUUGGAAACUCUGUCUCUCACUUCCAAUGUUUUAUUUGGAAGCAUUCCUUUACAGUUAUCAUACAUGAAAGAUCUGCAGUUCCUUGAUCUCAGUGACAACCAAUUAACUGGAUCUAUUCCUCCACAAUUGUUUUCUUUGAGUAAUCUGAUGACUUUGGACCUGACCUCCAUUUCGCUUUCUGGAGGCAUGCCUCAGAUUUUUUCAAGAAAUUUGAUUAGGGUGAGCAUAGGUAACAACAGGUUGAAUGGAACGAUCCCUUCUACAGUUUCAAAUGCUCCAAAUUUGGCAUACCUAGAAAUGAAUAACAACCAUCUAAUUGGACCGAUUCCAGAGCAACUAGGAAACUGUAGGGAACUCCAGUGGCUUGAUCUAGGAAACAAUAAAUCGAGAGGCCCAUUAAUCAAUGUACUGCCUAAACUUCUCCAAUUAAAGUAUUUGAAGCUCACAAAUAAUAUGUUUGAGGGAACUAUUCUAGAUGAACUCUCUAUUUUGUCUAGUUUGAACUAUAUUGAUUUGAGUGGCAAUCUACUAUCCGGUAACCUACCCUCAAAAAUUUUCAAGCUUAAUCGUCUGCAGCAUUUAUGGUUACAGAAUAAUCUUUUGACAGGAACUAUUCCACAGAAUAUACAAGAUGCAGUGUCCUUGUUGGAGCUCAGAUUGGAGAGAAACAAUCUUACAGGAACAAUUCCACCGGGAAUUGGCAUGUUGUAG
Cryptomeria japonica (Japanese cedar) is the source of this 1050-nucleotide messenger RNA. Its product is annotated as LRR receptor-like serine/threonine-protein kinase RGI5. The transcript has a single exon. Bases 1 to 1050 code for a protein of 349 amino acids. Lineage: Eukaryota; Viridiplantae; Streptophyta; Pinopsida; Cupressales; Cupressaceae. Gene Ontology annotation, molecular function: protein binding. The record is from RefSeq and is a predicted model, not a curated record.